Morus notabilis is the source of this 1246-nucleotide messenger RNA. Its product is annotated as putative high mobility group B protein 11. The record is from RefSeq and is a predicted model, not a curated record. Bases 91 to 1092 code for a protein of 333 amino acids. NCBI's taxonomy places the organism in Eukaryota, Viridiplantae, Streptophyta, Magnoliopsida, Rosales, Moraceae. Gene Ontology annotation, molecular function: DNA binding. The transcript has 6 exons.
GUGGGACAACAUUUGUGGAAAAUAAUAGAAAGAAAUUAAGCAGCCAUUAAAGAAGCUCAAGGAGAAACUCCAAAAACUUAACAGUGUUGCAUGCAGAUGGAGAACGGCAAUGUGGAUCCACCAGAGAGCCCAAUCUGCGGCCGACGAUGCUCCAGUACUACUGGCACGAACGGCAGCGAUCUGACCUUUUCUGGGUGUGAUGGGAAACGUUUGUUGGACAACUCAGAGAGCUUUUAUAAGAAGCUCUCUGAGUUGUACGAGUCAUCUGGGCUCAACCUUGUACUAAAUGUCCGAGAGACAUUAGUGAACUUGCAUGUGUUGUACAAAGAAGUCACUAUAAGAGGCGGAUUUUACCAGGUUACCAAAGAUAAGCGAUGGGAGGAAGUUGCAAUUGCCCUAAAAUUGGAAGGCAUCAAAAUGAAGUUCCCUAGUCAACUUCAAAACGUUUAUGCGCUCUUCCUUUUCCAGUUUGAGCAAAUUUACUUCUACAGAGCACCUGAGAAAAAAGCUUCUGAUCCAGGUUUUGCAGGUCAUGUUUUCAGUACUCUGGGGAAUGGCUCAAUGCUGAAGCGGAAGAAUUCCGGCAAUUUAUCUCCGGUGUUAAAAGAUGAAGAAAAUGUUCAAGUGAAGAAGAAGAAGAUAUUCAAAGACAACUCUCGUCAAUCGGUCAAAGGAAGAACCGCGGAACAGAAAUUAUCCCCCCUGACGCCCUCAAAACCCAAGGAAACAAAGAGCAGCCCUGGUCGCCCUCGGCAAAUACGAACUGCAUAUCAAAUCUUUCUCAAGAGAGAAUGUGAACGGCUGAAAGGAACAGAUGGGAACAAGCUAAAAGCUGGCCAAAGUUAUAGAGCCAUGGCGGAUUAUGCAUGGAGGAACCUCUCUGAAACUGACCGGCAGCCAUACAUUGAUGAAAGCAACAAUGACAAGGAAACGUAUUCACAACAAAUGGAUGCUUCCAAGGAUCACAAUGACAACGGAGAUAAUGAGACCAAGAACAACCCGGUGCCAGAGGGUGACUAUCACGUCAAGCCUGAAUUCGAGAAACCCCAAUUGCCCGACCAAUCCGCGGUUGACGAGCAGUGCAUAUCAUGAAGAACUCUCCCGAAUCGGAUGACCUCAUACUGCAAAAUGACACGUAGUUAUAAAUCUUGACAGUUCUUCUGUGAUGGGAAGUGGAUGUAAAUAUAUCAGAUAAUAGACUGUCUUAACUUGUACCCUUUAAUGGCAGCUCUUUUGUAUUAUGCUU